Messenger RNA from Sphaeramia orbicularis (orbiculate cardinalfish), 5221 nucleotides. RefSeq names its product ubiquitin associated protein 2-like (gene ubap2l). NCBI's taxonomy places the organism in Eukaryota, Metazoa, Chordata, Actinopteri, Kurtiformes, Apogonidae. Bases 220 to 3885 code for a protein of 1221 amino acids. Gene Ontology annotation, cellular component: cytoplasm; nucleus. Gene Ontology annotation, molecular function: protein binding. The record is from RefSeq and is a predicted model, not a curated record. The transcript has 30 exons.
UCACAGUCUCUCUCGCUUAUUGUGUGAGCGAGUCGGUUCGUUAUAUUUUCCAACUUAGUUUUAUCAACUUAGGGUUCAGGAUAUUUUUUCUGUCCUAAAUCCGACUAGAAGGCCGACGACGAGAGCUCUUGUCGGUCGGUUGUGUAGCAGAGUAUCUAAUAUUGAGCCGGGUUUCUGGUGUUAUUCCCUUGUAAAUACUGUUAUUUGUAUAUACUGUAAAUGAUGACGUCCAUGGGCGGGAACCGAGCCCGGGGCAGCUGGGAGCAGACACAGGGCCAGACACAGAGCCAGACACAGCACAAGCAGAGGCCUCAGGCUACCGCAGAGCAGAUUCGACUCGCACAGAUGAUUUCAGACCACAAUGAUGCGGACUUUGAAGAGAAGGUCAAACAGCUGAUUGACAUCACAGGCAAGGACCAGGAUGAGUCUAUGAUCGCACUGCACGACUGCAACGGGGAUGUCAACAGAGCCAUUAACGUGUUGCUGGAGGGUAGCCCAGACACUGACUCCUGGGAAAUGGUGGGGAAGAAGAAAGGGGUGUCAGGCCAGAAGGAGGCUAGCCAGGCAGAGACCGGAGAGGAAGGAAAAGAGAACAGGGAGAAGGGUGGAGAAAAAGAUGUAGCACGUCGUCGAGGUGGAGCUCCACGCAAGGGCCGUGGAGCCAGCAGGGGCCGAGAGUUUCGGGGUCAGGAGAAUGGCCUGGAUGGAGGCAAGGCUGGAGUAGCUGGAAGAGGAGCAGAACGAGGCCGAAGGGGAAGAGGCAGAGGAAGAGGGGCUGUGGGAGUAUCUGGACGGCGAGGAGGCAGAUUUUCGGCGCAGGGCAUGGGCCAGAUUGAUAAGGGGCGGAGAUAUGAUAUUGCAGAGGGUGAAAGAACAUUCAACCCUGCUGACUAUGCUGAGCCAACCCAGACAGAAGAAAACUAUGGAGGGGGCAGCACCUGGAACAACACAGGAAAUAUGGAGCUGGAGGAAGGAGCCAGGUUGGAAUACUCUGCAGGAGAGGGAACAAAUUACCCGCCUAAGUUUGACUCUGCUCCAGGUGCCUGGAGGACUUCCACAGAGGAGUGGGGCACUGAGGACUGGAAUGAAGAUCUUUCAGAGACCAAGAUAUUCACAGCUUCCAGUGUGGCGACUGUGCCGCUUCCUCAAGAGAAUGUGACCAUCACCAAAGGACAGAGGAUUGACCUAGCAGUGCUCCUGGGGAAGACCCCGCCAUCCUCCUCUUCAGAGACAGAGAAUCCCCCAAUGGAGGCCACCCAACCCCCCUCCUUGUCUCAGUCACUGGUUUUCAGCAAUUCCAAGCAAGGGGUGCCACUGUCCCAAACAUCCUCCACAACCCCUUACACUCAGCACAGCAUGGUCAGCAUGCUGAGCAAAGGAUUUGGGGAUGUGGGGGACCCUAAAGGAGGAAGCACAGGGACCACUGGCUCCCAGUUUCUGGAGCAGUAUAAAACAGCCCAGGCACUGGCCCAGCUCGCUGCACAGCACUCUCAGACUGGACCUCCCAACACAGCCCCCUCAUCAUGGGACACCAGUGCCUCACUGGGACAAUAUGAUAUGAAGGCUCAGCCUGAGUCUGCAGUCCAUACACCCUUUACGAAGCGGCAGCCCUACCAGGCUACCACCUCAACCUCGUCCAUGUUGGAUGUUUUCCUGCAGGACAAAGGCCUGCCCCCUUCCUCUGUCUCUUCAUCUUCUUCCUUGCCCCAACAAACAACAUCCUCACCCCAUGUGGCACCUCCACCUGCUUCCUCCCUUCCCAAAAUGGCAGCAGUUCCAUCUCUUGGUCAGCAGGUUUCUCCUAGUUCCUCAGAUGCCCAGGGUUCAAGUCCACUGCCUUUGCAACAGCAUAAACUCAAACAGCAGAAGAAGAGAACUUCCAUUACAACAAAGAUUCCAGCAAUGGCAGUGGAGAUGCCCGGUUCAACAGACAUCUCGGGUCUCAAUCUUCAGUUUGGAGCGCUGCAGUUUGGAUCAGAACCAGUACUACCAGAGUACGAGUCCACCCCCACCACCACAACACCAGCCAACCAGGUUCAGAACAGUCUCUACACUAGCCCGAGCAGUGAGUCAACUCCAGCUCUUUCCAACUCCAGCCAAAUGGACCUUUAUGAUCAGAGGGCGCCACAGACACGACGCUACCCUCCCUCUGUCUCCUCCUCCCCUCAGAAGGACAUGCAGCCCAAGAAACCUGUGAGCUCACCUUCAUUCUUGGUUUUACAGAAUGGCUUCAGUUCAAUACAAGCAACACAAUCUGUGGAAGCUGCAGCAGGCUCUGUAGUGAAGUCCACCCCUGAUUCGGUCACACCCGCAUCGGUCUCCAGUAUGGGUACUUUGACGGACAGCGGCUCAGGCCCCGCCUCCUUGUUGACUACAUCUAAUCAGACAUCCCUUAGUGCUUUGGGGCACAGUGAAGACCUGCCGCCAAGCACACAUCCCCCUCCUCAACACAACAACUCUCUGCCAUCACAACAGAACAGCCUUGGACCGUCUUCAGUCAGAACGUCUAACUCAAGCUUAUUGCAUCCCAGUGUAGACGGUGACUCUAGUCUACACUCCUCCUUCCCCUCCUCUGUCUCAGCUGUGCCGUCUUCGUCAGUACCCUCCUCUUCCUCUGUGGCUGCUGCAGCACAGGUGUCCUUAGGGGCCCCCCAGGCUUCCUCGGUAGUUUCUGCCACAGUUUCAGCCCCUUCCGGCCUCGGCCCUGUAAGCAGUCUGGCCAUGGGCCUCAACACUGCCUCCAUGGGUGCCCCAGCCGCAGCAGCUGCAACCAUUUCAGUUUCCACAACGGCCUCGACCAUUCCCUCUUCAGCUACUUCCUCAUCCUCACGCAGCUCUGCAGCAUCCUCAGGGAAAGCACCUCCAAACCUGCCACCUGGAGUGCCCCCUCUACUGCCCAACCCUUACAUCAUGGCCCCUGGACUACUGCACGCCUACCCUCCUCAAGUGUACGGCUAUGAUGACCUACAGAUGCUGCAGACAAGAAUACCGCUGGAUUAUUACAGCAUCCCAUUCGCAACCCCCACAACUGCACUGACUGGCAGAGAGGGCAGCCUGACAAGCAACCCUUAUUCUGGAGACUUAUCAAAAUUUGGGCGAGGCGAUGCAUCAUCCCCGGCUCCAGCCACCACAUUAGCUCAGACACAACAGAAUCAGACCCAGACUCAUCACACCACCCAGCAGCCCUUCCUGAACCCAGCGCUGCCACCUGGCUACAGCUACACAAGCCUCCCAUACUACACUGGCAUGCCAGGCCUGCCCAAUACCUUCCAGUACGGACCUGCUGUAUUUCCGGUGGCUCCUACCUCGUCAAAGCAGCAUGGUGUGAAUGUCGGCGUCAACGCAUCAGCCACACCCUUCCAGCAGGCUAGUGGCUAUGGUUCCCAUGGAUACAGCACUGGCUAUGAGGAUGUGGGCCAGGCUUCAGGGAGUGGGGAUUUCUGUAAAGGCGGAUACGGCACUGCCGUGGCCGCUGCCGCUUCUGCACAAAACAAGCCAACCAGCUCUGUCACCGGGCCUGGAGUCGGAGUCUCUGUGACGUCAAGCAACACGGGGGUACCAGAUAUUUCAGGGUCUGUUUACACAAAGACGCAGUCAUUUGAGAAGCAGGGUUUCCAUGCUGGCACGCCGGCAGCGUCCUUCAGCCUGCCCUCCGCCCUGGGGAGUGGGGGACCCAUCAACCCCCCGGCUGCUGCUGGCUACGCCCCGGCCCCCUUCAUGCACAUCCUGGCACCGCACCAACAACCCCACUCUCAAAUUCUCCACCACCACCUGCAGCAAGAUGGACAGAGCGGCACUGGACAACGCAGCCAGAACGCCACCAUUCAACAGAAGUCUCAGAUCAACAAGUCGGCGUACAACAGCUACAAUUGGGGCGCCAACUAACAUCCACUGUAGGGCCCCCACUCCGAAGACGAACGGGGGCUCGUCACUCCCUCUGCAAACGGUCUCCACAUAUAAACUCCCUCUUUCUCCUGCUGAGAUUCCCUCCCCAGUCUCUUGGCCCAGCACUCCUGCAGCUCUGACCGCGGUCGGAGGAGGUGCUGUGCCGAGAGAACGAGCACUGUAAUGAUGCAUGGAUGGGUGAGGGGAGGGGAGGGCCAGGAGGGGCUUAGAAGAGAGGGGAGAUGGAAGCUAAAAUGGUUAGUGAAAUACACCAUCAAAAGGUGAAAUAUUGAGUGUUGGGAAUUUGUAUCGUGUUAAUCCUACCGCCCCACCCCUUUGCUUUCACUUGUAUGUAACAUAGAACUGUUUUCUAAAAGAAUGAGCGUUUCCUGUACGGUCUUUUCAGUUUUGUUUUGGUUUUUUUUUUUCCUUUUUUGGUCUGUUUCUCCCCCUUUCUUUCUUGCUGAUGGGGAGGAAUGAAGUAAUAUCUGAAGGUGGGGGGACAGGCUGGUUUUGUAUUUCUCACCCUCAACUCCCCACUUAAUUUUGGUGGAAAGUCUUCUCUCAACGGAAAAAAGCCCACUCAAUUUGCUUAAUUGCCAUUUCUUUUCUUGUUUUUUUUAUGCAAUUUUAAGUUUUAAGAAACAAUUCUCUAAAUUGGUAGAGUUGUAAGUUUAUUUUUUACCAAAUAUAGAUAUAUUAUAUAUAAAGACAUAUAAUAAGCUCACUGGCUUGGACUGUGAGGAAAGUGUGUUUGUCAUGUGAUUGCGUGCAUGUUUGUACACACGGAGGCUGUGGUUGUGUACUGUGCUUUGUUUUUUGCCUAGCACAGGAUUUUUCAUGGUGUAAAAUUUUUUUUCCAUUAAUCCCACACUUGUACAGUAACUGUUGUCAUUAAUUAUGAAGAUGUUGCUUAAGUCCCACCUGUUAUGCAAGAGAAGUUGAAUGAUUUCCAAGGCCAAUACACACCCAGUCUGCCUUCCAGUGUGUUUUAUUUUGUUCGAGGCCCCCCCACCUGCUCCGCCGCCUGUCCCCUGACAUAAGGAAACCUGCAGCAUUGAAUACUGAUGGACAGAAUUGUACUAUGGGUUUUUUUUUUUUUCUUUUGUCAGUGAUUUAUUUUUCUUUUUGUACUGUGCGUUUUAAAAAAAAAUUUAAAUGGAUAAACUUGUCUUGUACAUAUAUAAAAAAACACAAGUACUGUAGUCCCUGUUUGUUCGAUGGCUUUCUCCUUUUCCUUCUCAAAUCCUUGCAGACUUGUUAGCUUUUUGUUUCAUAUAUUUUUUUUAUUUUGUAAAAAUAUAUAAAUAUUAAGUAAAUAAACAAUAAAAAGACA